UUCGGGACCGAGUCGCAGCGCGGUUGUAGUGAACGCGCGAGCGUGGCCGCGAUAUCAUGUCGCUUUCCGUGAAAAUCAAACAAUUCCAGAUACCCAAAUGCAAGGGGGAAAAAUUGGCCAGGAUUGAGUUUAGAGGUGUAUCUCACAUCAUCAGAUUAGAAGACACUGGAUCAGAAUUAUAUAUUGUUGAUCAGACUUACGACUGGCCAGUAUGUCGUCCAGUGGAAGAGAGUGAGACACUUCAAAUCGAUUUGUUUUCAAGGAAUCGUGUUUUCUCCGACAAACACAUAGGAAGCUAUGCCUUGUUUCUUCAAGGAGCUAUUAAGGAUGGAAGACUUACCAUUUCUGACACACUCCUGGAUCCGAAUAAUCAGUCCUUACCUGUUCUUCUGGAAUUCGAAGUGUUGUAUGUAGUACCGGAGGAUUCUUUGCCUUCUUUCGCCCCUAGCAAUUUCGAAAAUCUUGAUGAUGAUCAACAUAUGUUGAUAGAUAUUGAGCGAAACAUCAAAAAUUAUGAAAGGAGUAUUUCAGUAUCAACUACCCAAGAAAAGACGUCAACCAGCCGUCGCAUCCCCAUCCGGAGGAGCACAACCACCGCAUCUUCCGGAAAAACUUCAUCCAUGGACAGAAAAAGGACGUCGCCUCUGCGUAAUGUGAGGAAUUUAAUACGAUUCGGCAAGCAGAGACCGCCCAAGGACGAUUCGGAGAACGUGGACGAGACCACGUCUCUGAUUUACACCGAAGAAUUCGAUAAAAAUACGACGGCAGUCGGAUCCGGUCCUUGGGAAAGCGAGUCCGCUCCGGUAUCAAGGGCCGGCAGUCAAAGCUCACUGGGAUCCCAGGACGAAGAUAUUCUCAUUGACGCGGAAGGAGAGAAAAGGGUGGCACGCAUAUCAGUAGAGAACCGAAGACUGAAAACAGACCUACGCAGCAGUGCACAACUAGCGUUGAAAGCUCAAGAUUUCCAAGUGUGUCUAACCAUAAUAGAAGCCCGCCAACUAGCUGGUUUGAACAUGGACCCCGUUGUUUGCAUACAAAUCGGGGACCAGAAGAAGUACACAAGCGUUAAAGAGAGCACAAAUUGCCCCUAUUAUAAUGAGUACUUUGUUUUUGACUUCCACAUGCCGCCAAUCAUGCUUUUCGACAAAAUCAUCGUACUUUCGGUCUUGCGACAUAAAAUGUUUCCGAGAAGUGAUAAAUUAAUUGGGAAUUUCAAAUUGGACGUUGGAACAGUUUGGUCACAACCAGAUCAUCAAUUCUUCCACAAAUGGGCCUUGUUGACUGACCCGGACGACAUAACAGGUGGUCCAAAAGGAUACUUGAAAUGUGAUAUCAGUGUCAUAGGCAAAGGUGAUCCAGUCAAGGUGCCAGCAAAGAGUGAGAAGGAUGAAGAUGACAUAGAAGCAAACCUUCUUUUACCAGAUGGUGUUCCCAUUAAUAGACAGAAAGCGAGGCUCAUAAUCAAAAUAUACAAAGCAGAUGGCCUUCCGAAAAUGAAUUCUAGUUUAAUGGCUAAUGUGAAAAAAGCUUUUACGGGGGAGAGUCAAGAUUUGGUAAAUCCCUUCGUGCAAGUAUCAUUCGCAGGUUUACAGGGUAAAACCAGCGUCAAGAAACAUUCCUACGCACCGGUAUGGAACGAGCAGAUCGUCUUCACCGAGAUGUUCCCCCCGCUAUGUCAAAGGAUAAAGAUCCAGCUCCGCGACGAUGAUCCCAUCAAGCCCCAGGUAAUCGGGACCCAUUUCAUCGACCUGAAGACGAUCUCGAACGACGGAGAAAAGGGCUUCCUACCGACCUUCGGACCAUCGUUUGUCCAUUUGUACGGCUCGACCAGGGAUUACACCCUCAUCGAUAGACAUUCGAACCUCAACACCGGCUUUGGCGAAGGUGUUUCUUAUCGAGCAAGACUACUUAUGGCAAUCCGCACAGAAAUAUCUGAUAGUAUUAUGGAUCUUGCACCAUCCGCUGUGGAAGUGGAACAUACGAACCCAGUGAACGAAGAAUCUUAUGCCAAGAAUGAUGAAUAUUUCUUAUUCACAACCAUAAUGGGAGCAUCUAUGAUCGACAAGAAGUUUGGGGACAAACCUGUCUACUUGGAACUCAGCAUGGGAAACGCUGGAAAUGCAAUUGAUGGCCAGAAUACAUCUGUCAAAGAACACUAUGAUUCCGAUAGUGAUGAAUUGGAAUCUGUAAGUACCGACAGUGGAUCAUGGCUGAGUACUACUCCCCCUUCAAAGCCCAUGACACAUGACAAAGUGUAUUAUUUUCUUCCUUAUUGGGACAACAAACCAUGUAUGCACAUCAGAUCUGUUUGGCCAGAUCUCAGAAGAAGAAUGUAUAACUCGAAUAUUAUAGCCAAAAUUGCUGAAAAAAUGGAAGACGGUCUCCAAGAUGUCACUUCUCUUCAUGAAGCCGACAGUCCACUCUCCGAGUCCAGAUUGAAGCAGGUCCUCGAGGAACUUCAUCAAGGAUGUGGGAAAUAUGUGACCAUAACUCAAACCAGUCUCACCGGACCCGGCACUGGCAAAACGAAGCUGGACAAAGAACAUGUAAAGCUCUGUUUGAGAGAGAUAGAAUUGAUGGGAUCAUCUGCACGUAAUCUGAGAGCACUAGUCACGAAAAGUUCUUUCAAGGAAAGAUUUAAAGUUGCACAGUCCUAUCUGGCGAAAUUGAAAUUCCUCGUAGAAGAUCCUCAACAUGCUCUUCCAGACGUGUUUUUAUGGCUCAUAAGUGGAGGCAAGAGACAGGCAUAUCAAAGGAUACCCGCUCGUGAUAUCAUAUACUCUGUUGUUGAAGAGGAGAGGGGUAAGGACUGUGGAAAAGUUCGUACGAUGUUCCUGAAGAUUCCGAGCAGGAAAGGUGCCAAGCAGAGCGGUUGGACGAUACCCUGCAAGCUCAGAAUUUUCCUGUGGCUGGGCACCCUGAAACACAAGAAAUAUUUCAUCAAUGGAAUUCCGAAGGGAUACGAGGAAACCCAAGAGUUCAAGAAUGUGGAGAGACCUCGAGCGAUGCCUCCAUCCACCAUACAUUAUGUGGAAAAACACACAUUCCAGUUGAGAGCGCAUAUCUACCAAGCAAGAUCCUUAAUAGGCAGUGACUCUUCAGGGUUAUCAGAUCCAUUUGCAACAGUUAUAGCAAGUGAAUUCAGCAAGACGACACAGGUGAUCGACGAGACCCUAAGUCCCACCUGGGACGAGCUGUUGGUUUUCGAAGAGAUUCUUCUCUACGGGUCGGCCGAGGAGAUAAAGCACGAUCCAAUUUCAAUCAUAAUUGAAAUAUUCGAUCAGGAUAAUGUGGGCAAAUCUGAAUUCAUCGGACGGGCCCUGGCUAAACCCAAGGUGAAAUUGAGAGGGGAAAACUAUGCCAAACCUAAAUUUCCGCCGAUGUUGGAAUGGUUCGAAAUACACCGAGGUGCCGAUAAGGCCGGCGAACUACUAGCCGCCUUCGAACUGCUGGAGAUACCAAAGGACCAAGACGCCGACCUUCCUCCCCUACCCGCUCCCAAAGAGAUACCCAUGUUCAAGGACACCGACCUUAGGACUUUCACCGCUCCCAUCCUGCCGGUGCCCAGAGGUAUCCGACCCACGCUGGCCCGUUACCGGAUAGAGGUUCUGUUCUGGGGCCUUCGCGAUCUCAAGAGGGUCCACAUGCUGAGCGUGGACAGGCCGAGGGUGGACGUGGAGUGCGCCGGUCAGAUCCUGUCUUCCACCAUCAUCCAGAACGCGAAGAAGAAUCCGAAUUUCACCAACCCCGUCAAGUUCUUCGAGAUCGACUUGCCGGAGCAAGAGCUGUACCGUCCGCCGCUGACCAUUCGGUGCGUGGACUGCAGGAGCUGGGGCCUGUUCACGCUGGUUGGGACGCACACCAUCAACUCCAUACAUAAAUACAUGUACAUACCACCAAGUGCUAAAGACGCGGAUGCCUCUACGAAUACGCCGCAGAAGAUGCUUGUAGUUGAUGAUUGGAGUGUUGGAUUUCACGGACCAAACCAGAGCCCUGGUAACAACAAUACCAACAUCAAGACGCCUCUUCUACCAAAAGAUAACACCGGAGGUGGUUAUGGAACUCAAGAACACCUAAUGAUGUUUGUACCUGAUUUGUCCUCAAUAGUUAGAAAAAGGAAAAUUAGUGUCGCUGUUGAAGAAGAGGAUGAUGAUGAAGACGAGAAUAAGGAUUGGUGGACCAAGUACUAUGCAUCGGUAGAACAAAUGUGUGACGAAUCCAAAGAGGAGCAAAUGAGAGUCUUCAAGGGUAACAAUCUAGAUAUUCCUAAUCAAAAUGAAAAUUCGACAUCACCUAGCACAAUAUCGGAGAAGAGUCCUUCGACAGGUGAAUCGAGAAAAAAAUUCAAUUUCAAAACUGCUGUCAACGCUUCUAGAUUCACCACAAGAAUUAGUCCGAAAGGACCAAGAAAAAUAAACGUUGAAGAUAAAAAGAAAAAGUCUACUACCUUCAAGAUUUACAAGAACGAACUGGAGCAGCAAGCAGAGUACAAUCAAUUCAAAGACUGGCUCAUGACUUUUCCUCUGUACAGGGGAAAGAAAACUGAAGAUGAUGCUGAAGAUGACAGCAGGAUCGUUGGGUAUUUCAAGGGUGCUAUAAAAGUAUACAAGUGGCCUUUACCAGCGGACAGUCUAGAAACGCGUGAUCUGACAAACGGCUACUUCCAAGGCUUGCCUUCCAAUGAACCGAUCAGAGUGCUGGUGCGAGUGUACAUUGUCAAGGCCAAUGAUUUGCAUCCUCAGGACCUCAAUGGAAAAGCUGAUCCUUAUGUUGUCUUGCAACUUGGUAGCAAGAGGAUAAGUGAUAAGGAAAAUUACGUAUCGAAGACACUCAAUCCUGUUUUUGGAAAGUGUUUUGAGAUCGAAGCUACCUUCCCUCAGGACUCGAUGUUGACGGUACAAAUUUACGAUUGGGAUCUUCUGGGUUCCGACGAUCUCGUCGGAGAAACUAGAAUCGACCUCGAGAACAGAUUUUACAGCAAGCAUCGUGCAACAUGUGGUUUCCCAGCGAAAUACGAGGAAACAGGACACAAUGCUUGGAGGGAUCCAAUGAAACCAACCCAGAUACUGGCAAAACUUUGUAAAGAUAACAAAAUCGAUCCUCCAGUUUAUGGAAAGGGGCAGGUUAAGGUGUGCAAACAAGUUUUUACACUUCGAACAGAAGAUUACGAUAAUGGAUGUGGUAAAAAUGUGGAUGAACAGCUGGCACUGAAUAUACUCAAUAAGUAUCACCACCUAGCGGAGAUCGGUUGUCCCCUGGUCCCGGAGCACGUCGAGACCCGACCGCUCUACAACCCCGAAAAACCGGGGAUCGAGCAGGGAAAAUUGGAAAUGUGGGUAGACAUGUUCCCGAAGGAUAUGCCGCUGCCUGCAGCACCCGUCGAGAUAGCUCCUCGUAAACCGUGCAGCUACGAAUUGAGGGUAGUCAUCUGGAACACGGACGAGGUGGUGUUGGAGGACGACGCUUUCUUCACCGGUGAAAAGAUGUCUGAUAUUUACGUUAAGGGAUGGUUGAAGGGACCAGAAGACUGUCAAUCAACUGACAUACAUUAUCGCUCAUUGACUGGAGAAGGAAACUUUAAUUGGAGAUUUAUAUUUCCAUUCGAUUAUCUGGAAGCGGAACAGAAAAUUGUUAUUACCAAAAAAGAAUCCAUGUUUUCAUGGGAUGAGACUGAAAGCAAAAUACCGGCAAGAUUGGAGCUGCAAGUAUGGGACGCAGAUCAUUUUUCUGCAGAUGACUUUCUAGGUAAUAUAACAUUGGACCUAAAUAAAUUCCCAAGGGGUGCAAAAUCCGCAAAACUGUGCACCCUGGAUAUCUUAAAAAACGACGGGUCGGUUCCUAUGGUGAACAUCUUCAAACAGAAAAGAAUCAAAGGAUGGUGGCCUUUCUUCGUGAAGAAAGAUGAUAACGAUGAAAUGGAACUGACCGGAAAAGUUGAAGCUGAAUUUCAUCUGGUGACCGCUGAAGAAGCUGAGAAAGCCCCUGUUGGAGCAGCAAGGAAUGAACCCGAACCCUUGGAUAAACCAAAUCGGCCAGAAACAUCGUUCAUGUGGUUCAGCAAUCCCCUAAAAUCUCUGCAGUAUAUUAUAUGGCAGAACUACAAGAAAACUAUUGUUAAAGGAUUAUUUUUUAUUGCAUUAUUUGCACUUAUUCUAUUAUUUUUAUACAGCUUACCAGGAUACACUGCCCAAAAAUUAUUGAAUUCCAUAUAAGAAUUUAAGCUUAAGAUUACACCCACCUGAAUGGACGACGCCCUUUGUUUAUGCUUGAAUGUUAUUUUUUUUCAUAAUUAUACUUUACAUUUGUUGAUAAGUAAUAAAUAAAUAAAAGUCAUUU
Harmonia axyridis is the source of this 6336-nucleotide messenger RNA. Its product is annotated as otoferlin-like. The record is from RefSeq and is a predicted model, not a curated record. The transcript is spliced from 32 exons. Gene Ontology annotation, biological process: plasma membrane organization. Gene Ontology annotation, cellular component: membrane. NCBI's taxonomy places the organism in Eukaryota, Metazoa, Arthropoda, Insecta, Coleoptera, Coccinellidae. The coding region runs from base 57 to 6212 and encodes 2051 amino acids.